GACGUCCAGUGGCCAGCGCAGCACCCCGCCUAUGGGAGAAAACUGGUGGAGAAGCUGGUGGGCAACCUCCUCCGUGCCUGCCAAGAGCUCCUCUUCAACAGUUUCUUCCCGGUGCUGCAGCCAGCCAUUAAGGUGGGCAGCGCCUUUGAAGGUUGGGCUCCCCGUGAGGAUGAUGCUGUCUACUGCCUGCUCCUACCUCUGAAGCCCCCCCGUGGGCACACCUUCCACCUGGAGCUGGACACUCCGGAGGAGAUACCGGUGACAAACUCCAGGGUCCGCGUGGAGCUGAAGUGCACCUGCAUGGAGGUGCAGCUGGUGGGCAAAAUGCUCUGCUUUGUCCACCGCCCUGAGCAGGAGCUCAGGAGAAAUCAGGGUCCCAGCCUCCUACACACCCUGUGCACAGACUCCUACCUAGAUGUGGAGAAAACUGCCCACUGGUUCCAGAGCUUUGUCAGCUCAGCCUGGGCGAGGGUGCCUCAGUCGCGUUCCUACGACAUGAAGGUGCUGCCCUCCAGCCGCUCCUGCAAGCUGCAGCUGACAGAUACCUCCGGGAGAACUGCCCUUGUUGAGAUAAUUUUUGGGGUGCAGCAAGGCGACUCGGACAUCUUCCUGAGCAGCGAGGGUAGAGACGACAUCUUCCUCACCCGAAGCACCAUAUGGCCAGAGAGCUACGCUGUGGCAGAGGCAAAGUUCUUCAGUCACGUGGCCAGGCAGGCCCCGCGUAACAGCUUCCACCUCAAAUGCCUGCAGCUCUGGGCCAGCAUCCUGGAGGGCACAGGCUUCACCACCUAUACCUUGAAGACAGUUGUGAUGCACCUCCUGGCCACCACACCCCUGUCAGGCUGGCGCAGGAGGGAUUUCCUGCUGCGGCUGGAGGAUAUCAUGCGGCUCCUGCACUGCUGCCUGGAGGACAAAUGCCUCGUCCACUUCUUCUUUGGCAACGAGAAUGUGCCCGAGGAGAUAAUCUUGCCCCCAGCCUUCAAAACGGCCAAGCCAUACAACCUCUUCUACCACCUGCUGCACUCUCCGGCCGACCAUGCCCAGGCACUGCGUGACUACAUGGAGCUGCAAGAUCGACUCAUAACACUGCUGUACUACGGACACUGA
This is a messenger RNA of Pterocles gutturalis (yellow-throated sandgrouse), 1107 nucleotides long. RefSeq names its product inositol 1,4,5-trisphosphate receptor-interacting protein-like 1. The transcript has a single exon. Lineage: Eukaryota; Metazoa; Chordata; Aves; Pterocliformes; Pteroclidae. The annotation marks the transcript as partial. Gene Ontology annotation, cellular component: membrane. The record is from RefSeq and is a predicted model, not a curated record.